AAGAGAAACACACAACUCCACCUCAGAUUACUCAAAAUUUAGGAUUCUUAUAUUUAUGGGUUGAUUCAAUAUGUGCCAAUCACAGAGCAGCACCGUUUGUGAACUCUUCUGUCAUUGGACACUACUUUAUCGCGGGAGAAAUUGGCGUGGAGCAUACGGACUUGGAGUUGUGGGAGCAGAGGUAGUGAGGGGCAGUAUCGCAGAGAGGAAUAUCGAGGAGGAGCAGAAACAAUUAGCGAUAAGAAGCAGAGAAGAGUAGGAGCAGGGACGACGAAGAGCGGGGACAGAGGAGCCGCAAUGUGGAGGAGCAGAGACAAGGAGUGUGGAGUUUUCAAAUCACGGACUGGCAGUUAUAGCAACCAAAUGGUUUACUGGGCCUGAGGAGGAUGAAUGCUAUUGGUCACCAGCAAAAGAUGAACUCGACAAGGGCAGCCAUAAAGCAAAAGGACCCUUGCACUGACUGGGUGACACACAAAGUGACCGUGAAGAGAAAAGCUGCAACAUAUGAAAUUGCUCGCUCAAAGUUAGUGGAAUAUGAACAGAAUACAGAUGUAUCAACCGAGCCUGAGUCUACAGAGAAUAUGGGCAGGGGGAAGCGCAAAAGGAGGCAAGUGGUCAUGUCCAGCGAGGCUGAAGAUGAGGAUGAUGACGAUAUCAACAAUCGGGCAUCUCCAUCACCUCUGAGGCCUCCAUCUACUCUGAGAUGUAUGCAGACCCCCCUUCUCCCCCCCCCACGGGUCUCUGCAGACCCCCCUCCACCCACCCACAGGUCUCUGCAGACCCCUCCACCCACCCACAGGUCUAUACAGACCCCUGCACCCCCUGCUCCCACCCACGGGUCUUCAACCCCAAGACGAGACAUUCGGGAUAGCAUGUUUGUUCGCAUUUUGACCCUCCUUGAGGAGGUGAAAGACACACAGAGGAACCAUGGGAGGAUUCUCCAGGCACUUCUCCAAGAUCAACACAACAUUGCCAACCCCGUUUGUUCUACUCCAGAGGGUUUCCCCCUCAAGACGGUUCAUGAAGUCGACUGCAUGGAAGAAAAACUGGCAAACCCCACCUUCAUGUCAGAACUGAUUGCAGCUGUGGCGGACAUUGGAGGGGGCACUGUUGACGGGGCCAUGAGAAGGAUGAUGGCGUUCCUCAUUGACCACAACCUAUCCAGACAGUACAACUUCGUGGGGAGAAAUGGCAAGACAGGAUUCAAGCCCCUCAAGCUGUUUGAAGUAAUUUAUGGAGCCUUGAAGAAGAAUGCAAUGACCAGUCAGAUCACCAGAAAGGACGUAGAGAAGGCGGUCUCAAAGUGACUGAUUGGUGCUAGGGACCGGGGGGGGGCAAUCGACAGGCCCGUCAGGCCAGAGAGGCAGCCCCUCAGGAAAUUUAAAUUGUUUUUUUUUUUUUUUUCAGUGAUUUCUGUAAUAAAAACUUAGUUUUUAUUUUUUGUAAAGAGCAAUAAAAAAGUAAUUGUA
Messenger RNA from Neoarius graeffei (lesser salmon catfish), 1469 nucleotides. RefSeq lists its product as uncharacterized. The transcript is spliced from 7 exons. The coding region runs from base 387 to 1307 and encodes 306 amino acids. The record is from RefSeq and is a predicted model, not a curated record. NCBI's taxonomy places the organism in Eukaryota, Metazoa, Chordata, Actinopteri, Siluriformes, Ariidae.